Molecule: messenger RNA, 3084 nt
Organism: Arxiozyma heterogenica
Lineage: Eukaryota; Fungi; Ascomycota; Saccharomycetes; Saccharomycetales; Saccharomycetaceae
Gene: PPR1
Product: Ppr1p
Exons: 1
Coding region: 1-3084 (1027 amino acids)
Biological process (GO): positive regulation of transcription by RNA polymerase II; DNA-templated transcription
Molecular function (GO): sequence-specific DNA binding; DNA-binding transcription factor activity, RNA polymerase II-specific; zinc ion binding
Source: RefSeq, a predicted model, not a curated record
AUGAUAAGUCAAGUAAAAAAAAAUGAAAGCAGAAAGCGGAAAGUUACUGAUUCAACCACCAAGAUUAAAUCAGCAUGCAAAAGAUGUCGUUCAAAGAAGAUCAAGUGUGAUCAAGAGUUUCCCAGUUGCAGAAACUGUUCGAAAGCAAAUGAACCAUGUGUUUCCUUGGAUCCUGUCACUGGCGAAGAUGUGCCUCGUUCCUACCUGUUGUUUCUGGAAAGCCGUGUUGCUGUAAUGGCAAAGAAGUUGAGAGAAUGUGGUGUUGAUAUUUCAUCUAUACGGAAUAAUAUUCCUUCUGUGGACACUGAUAAACCAUAUGAUCCUGAUUAUGAUAAGGAAAUGAAUAGUGGGGAUUACCCAUUAAAUAUAAUAUUGGGAAAUUAUUUAAUUCAAAGAGGUGAAAUGUUGAAGGGUAAAUCUACGGUAUCUGAUUUAAAUUCAAAAAUAAAACCAGUUCAAGAAUUCAAAAGAAAUAUUUCUACUUCAUAUACUGCAUCUAAUGAUAAUGGUAGUAGUGGUGAUGGUAAUAAGACUGAUGGAAUAAAUAAUAAUAAUAAUAAUAAUAAUAAUAAUAAUAAUAAUAAUAAUAAUAAUAAUAAUAAUAAUAAUAAUAAUAAUAAUAAUAAUAAUAAUAAUAAUAAUAAUGAUAAUAAUGAUAAUAAUAGUGAUAAGUUUCCUGACACAAGCCCCACGUCAGUAUUAAAUACAAAUAGUCCACAAUUUGAUAUUUUGCAACCAGGUAAGGAUAUGGGACAAUUUCAAGAUAUUAAUUCGAACUCUACAGGCUCUUUUUUAGGUGAUUCUUCUGGUAUUCCUUUUGCUAAAUUGGUAUUUGCAGCAGCCAGUUUUUCGCCUGAGAUUAUUAAUGAUGAUUUAGAUAUCGAUAUUGAAAGAAGAGAGGCAGAAUUGAAAUAUUAUAGAAUUGCAGAUACAACUGAUAAUUUUGAUCCGUUAUGGUUGCCUUUAAAGAAGGAAGCAGAGGAUUUGGUUGUUAAAUUUUUUACAGAUACAAAUUCUCAAUUACCUAUAUUUCAUCGUGAAUAUUUUUUAAAAAAAUAUUUUGAACCUAUUUAUGGGUUAUGGAAUACUAAUAUCUCAUUAAUAUCAGAGCACACUAGAAUAAACACGGAUUUUAAAUUGCCUGCUGAUAUAUAUGUAGCACCGGAUGAAAAAAUGGAUUAUGAUAUUGAUUUGACAAUACCUUGGUUUGAUACACUUGGGAGAUUACAGCAAAAUAAUAUGCGUAAGGACAAUAAUAUAUCCGUUCCUUCAAGAUUCAAAAUACCUUUAUUUUUUUUAAAUGCUGUGUUUUCUAUUGGUCAUGCCACUCGAGUCCUAGAAUCAAAUAUCACGACCCUUGUUACUUUCAAGAGAAGGGCAUUAUACUUUAGAUCAGCUCUUUUUAAUAGUACUGAUAAGUUAGAAACCUUGGCUGGGACGCUAUUAAUUGUGUUAUAUUCUUUAAUGAGACCUAGUUCACCUGGAGUUUGGUACGUUAUGGGAUCUGUUCUAAGAUUGACUGUGGAUUUGGGGUUACAUGAUGAAAAACUGAAUCAAAGUUAUAAUCCAUUUCAAAGAGAAAUACGAAGAAGGUUAUUCUGGUGUGCUUAUUCUUUAGAUAGACAAAUAUGUUCAUAUUUUGGUAGACCCUUUGGAAUUCCUGAGGAGAGUAUUACCACACGUUUCCCAAGUCUUUUGGAUGAUUCUAACAUUGUUCCAAUAUUAGAUAAUUCAAUGGACUAUUCUGAUAAUUUAAGUUCUACUGUGUCAUCCAAGGUGAUUGCUAAUGCAAUGUAUAAAAUAAGGAAGAUACAGGGAAAUAUUGUGAAGAUUUUAUAUGCGCCAAGGUCAGAAUUACCUAGAAAAUAUUCUGAUUUAGAUAAUUGGAAAGAAUGUGUAUUAGAGGAGUUGAAUCAUUGGUAUAAGAGUGAAGUUCCAAAAUCCUUUGACACAAUGAAUUGUAAGUUUAAUACUUUUUUUUUUGAUUUGAAUUAUUAUUAUUCUAAGACUAUCUUAUUUGGAAUAUCCCCAAAGACUCCCAUUUUGAAUGAAAGAGCAUUUAAAAUUGUAAAAGAGAGUACAAAGGGUACAAUUGAUGUUUUUGAUGGGCUCUGUAUGACCAAGAAGAUGAGUUAUACAUGGGUGGCAACACAUAAUAUAUUCAUGACUGGAAUGACAUAUCUUUAUGUCAUUUAUUAUCAUUUUGGCGAGAAUGAUUCAAAGGAUGACGUUAUUAAUUAUGUAGAGAAGGUAUUAAAUGUCCUGAAGAAUUUGAUUGGUACAUGUGAUGCAGCUAAAAACUGUUAUAGAACUUAUAAGAUGUUAUGUGCUGCAGUAAUAAAAUUGAAGUUUGGUAAUGUUUAUGGUUCAAGUGUGGCUAAUAGAAUUAAAAAGACGAAGUUUAGUAAGAAAAAGUUAAAAAGAAGUAGAAAAAGUGAAAAAUCAUCCAUUAUAGAUUUAAAAGAUCAUGAGGCAGUGUAUAUAGAUGAGAAGAAUAAUACUUGUAUGUCCAAGGAAAUAUGUCCAAGUGUUUCGGCUCCUGUAGUAACCAGUGAUGUUUUAAAUACAACAGGAUCUACAUCAGCAAAUUCAAUAUUUACAGAUCCUUUGGAUCAAUUUUUUAAUGAUUUGAAUAAAUUAAAUAAGUUUUUUAAUACAGAGGAAAGUGUAUCACACAUACAACAACAAACCGCUAUUCCAACACAAAUACAAAUUACAAGUUCAAAGAAUCAUGCUUUAUUAAAGGAACCCCAAGGAGUUCAUAAGGUUGAAAUUGAUCCUUUAACAUACCAACAUACUGCUUCAGAUAAUUCUGAGAAAGGAUUAGAAUUAUCAUCAUUGGAAACAACCGCUAAAUUUCACAGAAGACCUUCAAAUAUUAUAGACAAGGAUAUUGGAGAUUUACUGUAUCAAGUGACUUCACAAUCCAUAUGGGAUGGGUUAUUUGGGAACCAAGCGGAUUCUGCUAAUGAGAUAAAUAGGUCGUUAAAUACAACAAACAUUUCCCAAAUACAUGAAUCUCUUAGCAAUAAUGGUGAAUAUAACAUCCCUACUCCAGGCUUUGGUGAUAUGGAAUUAUUUUAG